Molecule: messenger RNA, 1015 nt
Organism: Polyodon spathula (Mississippi paddlefish)
Lineage: Eukaryota; Metazoa; Chordata; Actinopteri; Acipenseriformes; Polyodontidae
Gene: mc1r
Product: melanocortin 1 receptor
Exons: 1
Coding region: 59-1015 (318 amino acids)
Biological process (GO): G protein-coupled receptor signaling pathway
Cellular component (GO): membrane
Molecular function (GO): melanocyte-stimulating hormone receptor activity
Source: RefSeq, a predicted model, not a curated record
CUAGAAUAGAAAACCUGCUUGAAGAGGCCAUUCUUGCUUUUCAGAUGACUUUAACAAAAUGAACUUCAGUACAUUUAAUUAUUUGGUGAUGAAACAUAUUGCUUCUGAGAACAACUCAGACAAUACGACCAGCAAUGCUUCCUACAGCAACACAAUGACUCUGGCAUGCAACAAAAUCAUUAUUCCCCAUGAACUCUUUUUGACUAUUGGGCUUCUGAGUCUCCUGGAGAACAUUUUGGUGGUGUUAGCCAUUGUUAAAAACAGGAACCUGCAUUCUCCAAUGUACUAUUUUAUCUGUUGCCUUGCCGUAUCGGACAUGCUGGUGAGCGUCAGCAAUGUGGUGGAAACCAUGUUCAUGCUACUGAUUGAUCAAGGGGUCCUGGUGGUCGCUUUCAACAUCAUCCGGAACAUGGACAACAUCAUUGACAUGAUGAUCUGCAGCUCUGUGGUGUCCUCGCUCUCCUUCCUGGGCACUAUCACAGCAGACCGCUACAUCACAAUUUUCUACGCCUUGCGGUACCACAGCAUCAUGACCACUCAACGGGCUGUUGCCAUCAUUAUUGCCAUCUGGGUGGCCAGCACCCUCUCCAGCACACUUUUUAUCACCUACUACAAGAACAACGCCGUGCUCAUCUGCCUCAUCACCUUUUUCUUGUUCAUGCUCAUCUUGAUGGCGACCAUGUACCUCCACAUGUUCACCCUCGCCCACCUCCAUGCCAAGCGCAUCACUACAUUCUACAAGAACCGACGCCAAAACCAGGCCACUAGCAUGAAGGGGGCAGUCACCCUGCUCAUUUUGCUGGGAGUAUUCCUCAUAUGCUGGGGUCCCUUCUUCCUCCACCUAACCCUGAUUGUCACCUGUCCCAAGAACCCACACUGCCUCUGCUUUUUCAACCACUUCAACCUGUUUCUAAUACUGAUCAUCUGCAACUCGUUUAUAGACCCCAUUAUCUAUGCCUUCAGAAGUCAAGAACUCCGAAAGACGCUUAAGGAGUUGCUACUUUGCUUCUGGUAG